CUUACUAUCGUCUCAGAAACAUCCGCUGACUUCCUAGAAAUUACAUAUCGAACUGCAGGCUCUGCUUUUUCCAGGUCUAGUCGUUGUUGUUCAGUUUGUUCUUACGAUUCGUAAUGUCGUCACCCAUCACCCCAGAAGUCGCGCUUGCGGAACUCCAAGCAACCGCAUUGUCGCAGCGGGCGCACAACGCUCUAUUCCGUCUGAAGCAACUCAAAUCUCUCCACGAUGCGCUGCGUAACAACAGCAAUGCGAUCAGAGAUGCGUUGAAGCAAGACACACAUGUAUCAGACGAAGAGGCAACUACCGAGGUUGCGCUUGCGCUGGAUGUAGUCAAAGAACAUUAUGGUUCGAUCGACGCAGCCAAAGAAUUGGAAGCCGAGUAUAGAAUCACACACGGAAAAGACGCCAGUGAUAAGAGAGAGCCUUGGGGUGUUGCGUAUAUUGAGCCACAAAGAGUUCAUACGCCGUUUUUCUCAGUCAUCGCACCUUUGAGCGCGGCUCUUUCGGCGGGCAACUGUAUUGCACUGAAGCUCGAAAACAACCUUCGCGCACUCCCCUCUUUACUUCGGAAGCUGCUCACCGAAGCCCUCGAAUCAGAUACCUUUGCUGUCAUCUCUUCUGAUCCCUCCUCGGACUCGCUAUCAUCCUGCGUACAAGUCUUCCAAGAGAAGCAAAUUAGUCCACCAACAUACUCGCAACUUGUCUCGCCCCGGAACAAGAUCAUCGCAAUCGUAGACCGUACAGCAGAUCUCGCAUCAGCAGCCGAACAGCUAGUAACAGCACGCUUUGCAUUCGGCGGAACAUCACCGUAUGCACCCGACGUAGUUCUCGUCAACGAGUUCAUCAAGAAAGACUUCUUGGAGCAUGUUUUGAAACACUCACUUCGUUUCCUCGCUGGAUCAAGUGGUAUCUCAAACGGCUCGACAAACGCAAGAGAACAGAAGAAGUCGUCACGAGUAGCAGAGACGUUCCGAGGGCUUACAGAAAGCAAGUCAUGGAAGCUGAACGUCAUAACGCAAGGAGACAAUGGCGCAAUUGUUGAGCUGUCAAACCUUUCUUCCCUACCAGCCAAAUCCCAACAACCCGUCUUCAGCGUAUCAGCCAUCACAUCUCUCGAGCACGCCAUUAGCCUUGUUGAAGAAGACCUAGACCCUCAAGAGAGCCUGCUGGCUGCAUAUCACUUCGGCACCCCGUCGACUGGGAAAUACCUCUCACAAUACGUCAAUGCCGAUACUUCCUUCACAAACAACAUUCCCUUCCGUCUACUUCUUGGUCCGGCAGCUCCAUCUUGCCAGCCCAUCGACGUUGAGAAGCGAUAUAUUGCCCAGCAUUUUACUCGUAUUUCACCCGCAUAUAUCGCAACACCUUCUUCACAGGCGACAUUGUCAAAGGUUCUUUCAGGCAAGGAAUCGAAGAAGGCAGCGACGGAGCUCCUUAGUAAAGCAUCACGAGAGAUAGAGGAGAAGAAGCGCGCUGAGUCGAUUGCAAUUGGAUAUUUUGAACAAGGUAUCUUUAUUGGUUUGGGUGUGUAUGGUAUUCCUAUCUUGACAUGUAUUGGUGCGACGCUCUUUUUCGGCGUAAGGGCGGGCUUGAGGAGAUGGGCGUUUAUCUGAAUUUGCUACUUUUAGUCAAGUCUAAGCAUGCAUGCCGUCCU
Alternaria alternata is the source of this 1654-nucleotide messenger RNA. Its product is annotated as ALDH-like protein. The coding region runs from base 114 to 1613 and encodes 499 amino acids. Lineage: Eukaryota; Fungi; Ascomycota; Dothideomycetes; Pleosporales; Pleosporaceae. Gene Ontology annotation, molecular function: oxidoreductase activity, acting on the aldehyde or oxo group of donors, NAD or NADP as acceptor. The transcript has 2 exons. The record is from RefSeq and is a predicted model, not a curated record.